AUGUCUGACCUGUGCCCGCAGCUCCAGAGCCUCUUGUUACAAUCCUGUGAUGACCACUAUGAGACAGACCUGGGCGCAGAAGGGUCCGAGAGCUCCCCCCAACAGGAUGUCUACCUGCAGGCGUGCCGUGAGGUGGGCGUUGUGCCUGUCUCCUACUUUCUCCGUCACAUGAACAAGACACACGUGGAUCUGAAGCAUCACGGACUGGGGCCUCGUGGAGCCCGUGCCAUGGCUGCAGCCCUGCGGAUUAAUGAGACCAUCACUCACUUGAGCCUGGAGGACAACUGGAUGGAGGCAGAAGGGCUGACACACCUGGUGCCGGCGCUGAGCGAGAGCAACGCCAUCCGGGAGCUGAACCUCUCCAGCAACCAUCUGGGUGUGCAGGGCUCUGUCGUGCUUUCCAGGAUGUUACUUGACAAUGUCUCCAUUAUUGGCCUCAAUCUGAGAUACAAUGGCUUCAGCGACCUGUCUGCCAAGCACCUGGCCGAGGCCCUGUCUGCCAACUUCCGGGUGACCAAGCUGGAUCUCAGCCACAAUGAAUUCUGCGAGAAAGGAGGAGAAUAUCUGGGUCAGAUGAUCGCUGCAAAUGAGGGUCUCCGGGAGCUUAAUCUAAGCUGGAAUCACAUCCGCAUGAAGGGGGCAAUAGCAGUGAGCGCCGGGCUCAGGGUGAACGGGACGCUUACAGUCCUAGAUCUAUCCUAUAAUGGUUUUGGCAAUGAAGGGGCCCUUGCACUGGGAGAAGCUCUGAGGGUGAAUAGUUCGCUGCUUCACCUCGAUAUCAGCUGCAACCGGAUCAGUAACGAAGGCGUCAGACUCAUCUGUAAAGGCCUGGAGAGUAACGAGACGAUGCGUGUGCUCAAGCUGCCCAGGAAUCCUAUCACGGUGGAGGGCGCCAUCACUCUCCUGAGCUCCAUCACUAAGAGCCCAGAGAGCAGACUUCAGGAACUGGACAUCUCGAAUGUCCUGGUUAAUGAGCCGUUCCUGUCCCUCCUUGGCGCAGCUUCUACAUCACAUCCUGCACUUCGGGUCUUGUAUGCUGGCAAAAAAGGGUUUACCACCAAAAAACGGUCUGCUCGUCCUGAUCCUAUGAGGGUCAUUCAGGAUUUUCUAGAUGAACACAAGCUUCGAAUGCUGGAUUUUUUCAAGAACAUGGACAAAGAUGGGAGCAUGAGAGUUCCUGUCAGUGAGUUCUGCAGAUACAUGGCGGCGGAAGGUUUACCCUUGGACGCUGCCCAGAUUGAUUCAUUGGUGCAAAGACUGGAUAGAGAGCAGACAGGUACCAUAGACUACAGGGACCUUGUUGACUCUCGUAAAGAAAUGGUGAAGGAAGAACGCAAACAACAGCGUCGGAGAGGAAGAAGAGAGCGCCAGGAAAGAGAGCGCAGCGAGAGAGCGCUGAAGUCUUUCCACAAUGCGGUGCGGGCACUGACUCCGUCCCCUGGCAGUGGCGCCAGCUCGGCUCAGUUUUCUGUCACCCCAGAAGGGGAGGCUGCAGAAGUAGCGGGAUGUAGCGCGGCGUCCGGCGACUGGGAUGCCGAGUGCAGUUACCAGUCACAAAGUCAUUCAGAACCAGUGACUCCCAAAAGAAUCAUCACCCCCAGUAUAAAGUGACGGGACGGGCCAACCACUCCCAUCAUCUCUUCUUGUAGCACACAUCCCCCAAUAUUCUUCAUUUUUUAACGUUUUUAAAAACGUUAUAUUUGGGUUAAAAGGAAAAUACGGCCGAUGAACGGCAAGUCCAAGCUACAAUCCGACCAUAGCGGCAUGAUCCGUAUGGAGUUUAACCCCCUCUCAUUAAUGAGCCGGAGCAGACCUUGUCGGGCGGUUCUCCUGACUUCGGGUUCUGGCACCUCCAAUGGAAUAAAGUCCUCCUGGUGGGAUGUCCUAAAGUCCUAUGACGUAGGCGGUAUUGCGGUCAGAGCGGCUUGUGGCAGUAAUACAUGCGGCUCCGGGGUGGAAGCUGUUACCAAUGGUCCACAGUCGUCUGCUGAUCUUGGCAGCUGUAGAAGAGGGUCCAGCGUCUCAGGAUCCAGAAAUCAGGGCUUUAUUCAAGAAAUUCUACACAGAAAAAGAGCCAAACUACUUCUGCGUCCUCAUGGCACCGAUCCUGGGAGCGCCAGGAAGGGCGAGCCAGCUGUAGAUAGUGGUGAACCACCAUGGACACCAGAAGACCCACCUCCGCAAUGACAUUGGACUUGGCACUUCUCUGAUAAUGGCAGCAGGUGUGCGGACACGAACGGAUGAGGCCAAAUUCUCCAGAGACGCCAUCGAGUCCCGGAGAUUUAUUCAGGGCAGGAUCCAAAAAGGGGGCUAUUAUCUGUUAGCUCUAGCGGAAGUCAUCGACCAGCGCGGUUACUGCACUGAAAAUAUUCUUCUGGCGCACAACUCGAUUAGCUGCUUCCUCGGGUAGCACCUUUUUGGCUUCUGUCUGCUGUCUUUUAGCUCUGGUGUCCCACUCCGGGCCGUAUAUGUGCGGUGCCCCAGGCAGGUAGGGUGCACUCACUUUGGCCCUGGUUCAGAAGAAGGGUGCUCGUGCCAUGAGGAGCUGCUGCACUGCACAGGAUCAGAAUCAUUUCACCCUAUUAAUGCCUCAGUCAACAGCGACCGCUGCAACUAUGGAGAUGCUCAUGUUUCUGACACCCCUUUUGGACCCCUCAUGAUACAAUUGUGGGUGGCUGAUGAAGCAUCAUGGCCCCUGCAUCUGCCAUCUUUGCCUUAUAGAAAUGCUGAAGUAUGGAACU
Messenger RNA from Bufo bufo (common toad), 2741 nucleotides. It is a transcript of the gene LRRC74A, whose product is annotated as leucine rich repeat containing 74A. The record is from RefSeq and is a predicted model, not a curated record. The coding region runs from base 1 to 1611 and encodes 536 amino acids. Gene Ontology annotation, molecular function: calcium ion binding; protein binding. The transcript has 13 exons. Lineage: Eukaryota; Metazoa; Chordata; Amphibia; Anura; Bufonidae.